AUGAAUGCAACAUGCAGUCAGCUCUCGGAAGAGACUAGCGCUCCUGAUGACCCAGCUGUUGGUUAUCCCUGCCCUGCAAAGCUGCUUUGUUUGCUCGACCCGCAAUGUAAAGAGCGGCGGGCCAAUGGAAACUUGGCGAUUGAAAUCAACACUGUUCGACUUGUCCUUGGCAGACUGCCUAAGGGGCGAAAUGAGCUCCUCGACAAACCAGCCAGUGGAUGCCUCAACUUCGUUCCCGUCGUCACCGAACAGCCCUCGGAACCCCGCCCAGGACACGUCGUCCGUCGACUGCCAAGUCUAGGGUGCACCCUUAUCAAUCUCGGCGGACGCCUUGCACCCCCCCUUCCUCUCGACCUCACCUGGUACGUGCUGCCUCGUCGCAGCCAUAUCGCCGAGCAUCGCCUGCAGCGACAAGCGAGUAAUUGUCCGUCCAUCAUCUUCUAUUGGCAGGCAAGCAGUACCUCAUCAUCGGUGCCGUUCAGGCUCAAUCUUCAGCCCGUCGGCCAGCUCUCUGAGACAAAGGACCGCCCCGCGGUCCCGCGGUCUCGUGCUCGUCGCCAGCCCUAUCCUUCUCGGGCUGUCUACGUGUACGCGCAUUCUUGGACAGCCGUCUGCUCGAUCCUCGGACCCCAGCAACUCCCGCACAUCGCCUGUCGCCUCGGCCGGUGUCGCCGGUGUUGCACCCUCAUGCUUUCGGCAAAACCGACAGUCUCGUGCAGGUCAAAUAGCCCCCCGGCCGCUUCCAUGGCCUUGAGCCAAACGGCGUCCUCCAACCCUCAGACGGCCCAAGAUCGGGAGCCCAGCUCUGCGCGCACCGCACUGCCGUCCCGUCCCAUGUCGGUCAGGACCCACGACAGCAUGGAAGUCAACUCCCCUCUGCCCGGUGGCAAAGGGAACAAGGCUCCCAAGAGCAACGGCAGCGCCUCGCCCGAACCGAACGGCAGCCCUCGGAACGAAGUCGCCAGCACUUCCAGGGGCCCAAGUCCCGCGUCGACGGUGGGCGAUGGCAGCUUGAAAAUAGUCGCCGGUCAAGCCGGCCAGGUUUGCAGCAAUUGUACGACGACGCAAACACCUCUCUGGAGGCGGUCCCCUCAGGGCGCCAUCAUCUGCAACGCGUGCGGGCUCUAUCUGAAAGCGAGAAACACGCCUCGACCAACGAAUCUCAAGAAGCCGCCAGUCGUCGUGCCGGCGGGACUUCCCUUGCCCGUUUCCGACGGCACAGGCUCGAACUCGAACGUCGCCGGCGCCACCUACGUCUCCUCGGAGCAGACCCCUGCGGGAUCCUGCCCCGGCGGAGGACGCUGCAACGGAACAGGCGGUGCCGAGGGUUGCAGCGGUUGCCCGGCAUACAACAAUCGCGUGUCCAAGAGCGCGCAGCUCAACGUGAUGCAGGGGCUCCAAGGCUGCGGUGGUCGACUCGAAUCGCUGAAGCCCGAGCCGGCGACGACGGACGACGACGGGCCCAAGGUUGUCAUAAGCACCGUCGUCAUCGCGUGCCAGAACUGCGGGACCACGGUCACGCCGCUUUGGCGAAGGGACGAGAACGGGCAUACGAUCUGCAACGCGUGCGGUCUCUAUUACAAACUGCACGGCAUACAUAGGCCGGCGACGAUGAUGAGGGGGAUCAUAAAAAGGCGCAGGCGAGCCGUGCCCGCCUCGGCGGAGAAGGAGGAGCAGGAGUCGUACGAAGCUCAGAGCCAGGGAACGACGCCCGAGAGGGGAACGGAAAAUGAUGAUGGAUCCGUCAACCUGGGAUCGAAAUCGAAACCCGACCAGCCCGAGCCGGCAGCAAGCCAACAAUCCGGCAGCGGCGGGUACCGGCGCCUAGCUCCGGUACCGGGCAAUGCCUUCCACGACGGCAGCGCCAUGGUGCCCGCGGUGCCGAGUAUGCCGACACCGGAUAGACGCUCGUCCACGUCGCCAUCGUCUCUGCUCUCGCCAAGCCGCAAACGAUCGUUUUCCGCAACGGUGGCGGAAGCAGGCCUCGCGAAAGAGCAUGGCCACGAGGUCCCCCAGCGGCUCGAACCCAUCAGCUCUAUACUGAAUCCCCACAUGACCUGUGAUCCCGGCGGCAGCAUGGCCGGGGGGGACUUUAGGCUGCCUCCUCUUCGAUCCGAGCCCGGCGUGGCGUUUGCCAGCAACCCGUGGCCGUUGGCCAUCCUGGAACCUUCCCCGGACCGUGGCAUGGCGAGCGAAGUGGCGCAGCAUGCUCAGCACCCGGGCAAAUGA
Molecule: messenger RNA, 2229 nt
Organism: Drechmeria coniospora
Lineage: Eukaryota; Fungi; Ascomycota; Sordariomycetes; Hypocreales; Ophiocordycipitaceae
Exons: 4
Coding region: 1-2229 (742 amino acids)
Biological process (GO): negative regulation of transcription by RNA polymerase II; positive regulation of transcription by RNA polymerase II
Molecular function (GO): RNA polymerase II cis-regulatory region sequence-specific DNA binding; zinc ion binding; DNA-binding transcription factor activity, RNA polymerase II-specific
Source: RefSeq, a predicted model, not a curated record